Musa acuminata subsp. malaccensis (wild Malaysian banana) is the source of this 1126-nucleotide messenger RNA. The record is from RefSeq and is a predicted model, not a curated record. NCBI's taxonomy places the organism in Eukaryota, Viridiplantae, Streptophyta, Magnoliopsida, Zingiberales, Musaceae.
GUUACUUCUCCCACUACAAUUUCCCAAUCCCUUCUCUAUAUAUAUGUUCCCCCUCGUUAGCACUCGAGCGGGAAAGGAGAAGCAAGAAAGAUGGCGGAGGCCAACAACAGUGACCGCAGUUCGAUGGAGCAGCAACGGCAACGGCAACGGCAACGGCAACAGCGACUCUUCUUUCAGCAGCACUGGCGACAGCUCUUGUUCAUCCGGCAGCAGCUCCAACAGCAGCAGCAACCGCAGGCGUCGAUCCACCAUCAACCGUCUUAUAAUCUCCGCCAACCUCUGCAGUGCACCAUCCCCCGCUUCCUGUCUGAUAAUCUCGGCGCCACCGGCGUCCGACACUUCCAGGCCCCUCUGCCGCACCAGCCGCCCCACUCGUCCUCCUCCUCCCAUCCGCCGCCGGUCCCCUGCCUCCGCCCCCACCACGUCCCUCCACAGUCCCAGCCGGCGAGGCCUUCGGCUUCGGGAGUCGAGGUCGGCGCCGGCAGCAAGAGGCCCGUGAACCCCGUGGAGAUAGAGAUGGCUCACCAGGACGCGUUGAUGGUCUGCAACCCCGACUUGAAGAGCCCCUUCGCCUCUGUGGAGGACGCUGUGCAAAGGCUGCUGCCUUAUCAUGUGGUGUCUGACUAUAAUGCUGAAGAAGAUGAUCAGGUUCUUGAGAGUGAUACUACAGGAGAUAGCAAGUCACGCUCCCAGCAGUGGGACAACGACGUCCUUGACGCAGUCACAAAGGUCAACGCUACGUUUGAGAAGCAAGUUCGUAACUUCAACAUGAUGUUACGGAAGAGAGCACAAGGAGAGUUCAGAUCAGAGGAGAGGCUUAUGCUAGAGCAUGCUUUAUUGCAAGAAGAGAAGGAAGCUUUGUUGAAGACAAAAGUAGAAAUCGAAUCCAGAGAGAAGGCUGAUAAGGAAGCAGCAGAAGCCCAAAUGCGGAUGGCCAUGGCCCAGGGAGAACAAACUCAAGCAGAGCGCCGGUCUCAUGCAAAUGUUCACGCUGCAUCCCGUCGUUACGAGGGGUCUGGCGACCAGGGAGGUAACAUGGAUGGACUUCAUGGGUGGAAUUACUCAAAGAAAGAUGAAGAGCCAUCAAAGGAUUCUUCUGAAUGAUGAAAAUGAACCUGAAUGGAAA